Messenger RNA from Diachasma alloeum, 2038 nucleotides. It is a transcript of the gene AsnS, whose product is annotated as asparagine synthetase [glutamine-hydrolyzing]. The transcript is spliced from 5 exons. Gene Ontology annotation, cellular component: cytosol. Gene Ontology annotation, molecular function: asparagine synthase (glutamine-hydrolyzing) activity. The record is from RefSeq and is a predicted model, not a curated record. Lineage: Eukaryota; Metazoa; Arthropoda; Insecta; Hymenoptera; Braconidae. The coding region runs from base 145 to 1833 and encodes 562 amino acids.
AAUGCAGUUGGGUUGAGGGAGUUUGUAGCAUUUCAGUUGUGCAGCGGACCGCUCUACGAGUUCGUUCGACACAAUUCGAGAGAUUCUACAAAAAAACAUCACAUUUUUCUGAAGAAAUAACUCAAUUAAUUAAUUCAAAUAAAAAUGUGCGGAAUCUGGGCAUUAUUUGGGAUUGAAGAGGAGACGUUGACCUGUGUCUGCACUAACGUUAAUAAAAUUGUGCACAGAGGACCGGAUGCGUUGAGAAUAGAAUACGACAAUCGUGUCAAGAAUGCAUUUUUGGGGUUUCAACGAUUGUCCAUCGUGGACAGUCUCUGUGGAAUGCAGCCCAUGAGGAUCAAUAAAUAUCCCCACGUGUUUCUACUCUGCAAUGGAGAGCUUUAUAACCACAAACAACUCAGGGACAGACAUAACUACGAGUAUGCGACGAGGUGCGACGUGGAGGUAAUAACGCACCUGUACAUGAACGCCGGUGUGGAGAAUGUGGCUAGUUCGUUGGAUGGAGUAUUCGCGUUUUGCUUGAUGGAUGUGAAGGAGAAUAAAGUUGUUAUUGGGAGGGAUCCGUACGGGGUCAGACCUCUAUUUAGACUGCGGAGUUCAGAGGGCCAGCUUGCGAUAUGUUCGGAGAGCAAGGGUUUGAUCGGUCUAGCCGAUCAAAUGGCAGGAACCUGGACCCUAGAGCCCUUCCCCCCAGGGCACUACGAGGAAUACCGUCUCCUCCCCGACGGAAAAGUGAAACUCCUGAGAACCGUCAACUACCACAAACCCGGUGACAAGCCCUCCUUCGACGUCUCCGUUCCCUGGCAGUCCCUGACCCCCUCAGACGUCCCCGGGAACAUCAGAAAAUUGCUGACAGCAGCUGUGAACAAACGUCUCAUGGCAGACAGGCGAAUUGGCUGUUUGCUAUCAGGAGGUCUCGACUCUAGUCUCAUAGCUGCACUCCUCGUUAAACAGGCGAGGCAACACAACAUUAAUUACAAAAUCCAGAGUUUUGCCAUUGGCAUGGGGGACAGCCCUGACAUCAGGGCUGCGAGACAAGUCGCUGAUUUCAUCGAUACUGAGCAUCAUGAAGUCAUUUUCACCCCUAAGGAUGUCGAGGAAGUGUUGGAUCAAGUAAUUUAUACUUUGGAGACGUUUGAUAUCACUACAAUCAGAGCAUCGAUUGGGAUGUACCUCCUGGCUCGUUACAUAAAACGUAACACAGAUACGACCGUGAUAUUCAGUGGAGAGGGUGCUGACGAGGUUGCCCAAGGCUACAUAUACUUCAGAGACGCCCCAAGUGCCCACGAGGCUCACCAGGAGAGCCUGCGAUUGCUGAAAGACAUCUACCUGUACGAUGGCCUCAGAGCUGACAGGACGACUGCAGGUCACAGUCUGGAGCUCAGAGUCCCCUUCCUAGACCUCCAGUUCACCAAUUACUUUUUGUCCCUCGAGGCUGCCACCAGGCAGCCCCAGAAUGGCGUUGAGAAGCAUUUACUGAGAUCUGCGUUCGAGGAAGAGAACCUUCUUCCCAACAACAUCCUCUGGAGGCAUAAGGAAGCCUUCAGCGAUGGUGUCGCUUCCAUCAAGAAGUCCCUCUUCGAGGUCAUUCAGGAGAUCACAGAUGUACGGGUCUCUGAGGAGGAGCUGGAAGAGGCCAGUGUGACGUUCCCUCAUUGCACACCGAAAACCAAAGAGGCUUAUUAUUACAGGAAGCUCUUUGAGUCUCAUUACUCCGGGACGGGGGAAAGCUUCACUCCUUACUUCUGGAUGCCUCGGUGGGUGAAGAACGUCAGCGAUCCCUCAGCUAGGUUCAUCAAGCAUUACGCUGCUGAGAAGAAGGAAGAAGCCUAGAUCUUUUCAAUUUGAAGGACGAGACAUUGCGGGGAAUUUAUUUGUGAUCUCUGCCUUGACUUGAUGUCAAGUUUUUUCAGAAAAUUAUGAUUUUUUAGUUGGUUUAUAAUUGGGAAAUGAUUGACUAAGUGAUAAUAUUUGUCGAAUAUUGGAGAGGAAUGAAGAUUUGUAAACAAGAAUGCAAAUAAAACGUUUAAAUUUAUAA